GUGAUGCGACGUUUCCAUGUAGACUUUGCAGACAGACAUGCAAACAGGAGGUCGUGCAGACGGCUGCCAAGGACCAUUGCCGCGUUCAGGCAAACAAGAUCCCCACAGACACAGACAGUCCCACCACACACAACACACACACAACUCACACACACCGCCACCGCCACCGCCGCUCACCUCACACCUUCAUGUUAAUAAUCCGGUCUAUCGACUGCAUGGAUGAGAACAUAUACCCCCCGCCAAAUAAGACGUAGUGAUUCAGCAAGUGGUACAAAUUGUACACCUCUUUCCUCGUCUGGUGGCCGGGCGGCAGGGGCCAUGCCUCAUCAUAAGCCUUGUAGAACUCACCACUUAGCCGCCCGAACAGCUGCGACAUAGCGAUAUCCACUUCCCGAUCGCCGUAGUAGGUGGCCGGGUCGAAAAUGACGGGUGUGCCGUCCGAGAGAUACCCAGCGUUGCCCGUCCACAGGUCACCUGUGAGUGCCACACAGACGACACAGCACACCAGUCGGUGAGUCGGGGCAAAAUGGAUGGAUGGAUGUGGCUGUGGGUACCAUGGACGAGUGACGGCUGGCAGGUGUGUUUGGAGAGGAUGUCUUUCACCUUCGCCCGCAGCUUCCUCUCCUUGUCGCUGUCAAUGAUGUUGGCCAGCCGCAGCAUGUGACCUAACCGGUGCUCGUCCCAGAAAUCUACCCAUGUGUCACACCUGCAUGAACCAGCAGGGAGAGAAACACGCACUCACACCGAUUGUGGUCAUCCAUCGUGUUGGAUGAGGCCUGGCCUGGUCCACCCGCCCACCAUUGGUUCGGCUGUGGCGUGGCCCCGAUUGUGUUGUCCAUGUGCCACCCAAACUUGGCAUUCGGACUCAGAGACCUGGCGAUCGAACGAUGGUGCUCAUUCACACACAUCCAAAAUGUCCUCUCCUUCUCCUCUUGUGGUCACCUGUGCAUGUUCGCAAGAUUGGUGCCCAUCCGCCUGGCAUUCUCCCCGCCCCCGGAGCGGCCCAUGUUGAGCUGCUCGAAGAUGACAAACGACCGGCUGCCGCCGUUCCCAAACGUGCCAUAACAGAUGGGAUCGGGCACCUGAUUUGAUUGACGCCGGCAGCAGACAGAAGGAGCUGCAGCGUGGUGUGGUGUCCACCUGUACGUCUGUGUGUCUGCUGGCUGCGUAGCUGACCUUGAUGGUUUUGGUAUCCGCCAUAUCCUUGACACCCUUGUACUCGGCCUCCAGCAUCUGCGCCGAAGCACCACUGCCUGCACACACACAACCAAACCAUGCGAAACGACGAUACCUGAACUCUUCGUGUGUCCAUUCUGUUACCUGCGCUCUUGUAGAAGUACUUGGUGCCUGUGCUCUUAUCGACAAUGAUGCCAACGGAGGCACCGCCUCCCCCGCCCCCUCCGCCACUGACCAGCUCCACAUCAGCCGUGUGGCCCAGGGCCUGCGUGAGUGCCUCGGAAAGCGCCUCCUGCAGCAAUGUGGCCGUCGAUGCCGUCAUGCACACGGCAGAGGGGCAGGGGGAGGCCCUCAUGGAGGAGAGAGGCAGGGACCGAUGAGGAAGGGGAGAUCUUUGAUGGGAUGAUGAUGAGAUCUGGUAGCAGACACACGCAGGCAGGGUAAGCACUGGUGCCUUGCUGCCUUGCUGACUUAAUGCUUGCCGUGCGUACAAGAUAUGCAGAACUCGUCGGCUUUGCUGAUGCUGAUGCUGCUGCUGCUGAUGCUGAUGCUGCAUUUAGCAGCCCAAAGCAGACUGUGGCGACGGCGAGAGGGCUCGGCCACGCAUACAGCCUUUCCAAGAACAUCAGAUCCCC
Molecule: messenger RNA, 1811 nt
Organism: Vitrella brassicaformis
Lineage: Eukaryota; Vitrellaceae
Source: the annotation of a GenBank genome assembly